This is a messenger RNA of Leopardus geoffroyi (Geoffroy's cat), 1450 nucleotides long. RefSeq names its product stathmin 4 (gene STMN4). Gene Ontology annotation, cellular component: neuron projection; cytoplasm. Gene Ontology annotation, biological process: regulation of microtubule polymerization or depolymerization; microtubule depolymerization; neuron projection development. Bases 212 to 823 code for a protein of 203 amino acids. The record is from RefSeq and is a predicted model, not a curated record. The transcript has 8 exons. NCBI's taxonomy places the organism in Eukaryota, Metazoa, Chordata, Mammalia, Carnivora, Felidae. Gene Ontology annotation, molecular function: tubulin binding.
UGUCAGCCAAUCACAGAGCUCAGAGGUGAUGUCAUGGCGAGAGCGAGCAGUGGUGCUGAUGUGGAGAGAAGCCCAGGGUACCACUAAUUGAGGGAGUGAGGAAGGAAGCACCUCGCCUGAACAGGACCGCAGAUUUGUGACAGCGUCCUGAGCUGGUGACAGACCUACUCUGUGACUUUCAGCCAGAUUCAGCCCUCACAUUCCUGAAAACAUGACCCUCGCCGCCUACAAAGAGAAGAUGAAGGAGCUCCCACUGGUGUCCUUGUUCUGCUCCUGUUUUCUGGCCGAUCCUCUGAAUAAAUCAUCCUAUAAAUACGAAGGCUGGUGUGGGAGACAGUGUAGGAGGAAAGAUCAAAGCCAGCGGAAAGACAGUGCUGACUGGAGAGAAAGAAGAGAGCAGGCAGACACAGUGGACCUGAACUGGUGUGUAAUUUCCGACAUGGAAGUCAUUGAGCUGAACAAAUGUACCUCGGGCCAGUCCUUUGAAGUCAUCCUGAAGCCACCUUCCUUCGAUGGGGUCCCCGAGUUCAAUGCCUCCCUACCCAGGCGGCGAGACCCAUCACUGGAAGAGAUCCAGAAGAAACUAGAAGCAGCUGAGGAGCGAAGAAAGUACCAGGAAGCUGAGCUCCUGAAACACCUAGCAGAGAAACGAGAACACGAGCGGGAGGUGAUCCAAAAAGCCAUUGAGGAAAACAACAAUUUCAUCAAGAUGGCUAAGGAAAAACUGGCCCAGAAGAUGGAAUCCAAUAAGGAAAACCGGGAGGCCCAUCUUGCCGCCAUGUUGGAACGGCUGCAAGAGAAGGAGCCGCCUGCUGCGCGGUGACUCCCGGGACCCGAUCGGUGGCCUCGUCCCAUGGACAAGCACGCGGAAGAGGUGCGGAAAAACAAGGAGCUGAAGGAAGAGGCCUCCAGGUAAAGCCCAGAGGCCAAAGAAGUUUCCAGAACAGCCGGACAGCUCCAGCAGCUCCGCAGUUCCCGAGGCAGCCUCGUCCGCCGCGGGCUGCUCUCCCAGCACUGGGGUUUGGGGGGGAGGGGGGUGGCCAGGGGUGUUUCCUCUGCUUUUGGUGUUUGUACAUGUAAAGAAUUGACCAGUGAAGCCAUCCUAUUUGUUUCCGGGGAACAAUGAUGGGGUGGGAGAGGGGAGAGAAGGAGAGAACUUGGGAAAGAAGAUGGAGAAGGACUGACGGACAUUGCAACCCUGCCCACCGCAGACUCAGGUCAAGUCCUUGGCUUUUCUUCGCGGUGAAUGUCCAGGCACCACGUUGAGGGAGGCUGCAAACGGGGCAGAGUCCGGGGUGGGGCAGCGGCUGCAGGGCCCUGCGGGGGAAGCCCAGGGAGAGGGUGGGGGGCCCCCGGACAUGUUGCUUCCGCCCUGCAACAGGUGGGAUGAGGUCCGAGUGUGUGUGUAUUAACCAUCAUCUUUUGAUCAUCAUGACCAAUGAAAUAUUUA